This is a messenger RNA of Dermatophagoides pteronyssinus (European house dust mite), 862 nucleotides long. RefSeq names its product solute carrier family 41 member 3-like. Gene Ontology annotation, molecular function: monoatomic cation transmembrane transporter activity. NCBI's taxonomy places the organism in Eukaryota, Metazoa, Arthropoda, Arachnida, Sarcoptiformes, Pyroglyphidae. Gene Ontology annotation, biological process: monoatomic cation transport. The record is from RefSeq and is a predicted model, not a curated record. Gene Ontology annotation, cellular component: plasma membrane.
CCUUUGAAACAAACGAAAUUUUGAAUUUUUUGACCUGCUUUCUGAUAAAGUUUUAUUUUUUGUUUUUGUUUUUUCUCACCGAUUUUGUUUUUUGAUUUUUCUCAUCGUGUAUAAUUCCCGAUUUGAUCGAAUUUCUUUUCGGAAUUCGAUUCGUUUUUUUCAACAUUUGUGAUUAAUUCUUGGCAAUUUUGAAUUUACAGAUUUUUUUCUGCUGUAAAUUUUUUCUUUAUUCUUUUCACAAUAUUCAGCUGUAAUAGCACCGAAUUGAUUAUUAUCUUAUUGAUAUAGGUAUCCCGGAGAUGAAUACAAGCCUCAAAGGUCUAGUGCUGCUGCAAAAGUGUAACCAAAGGCUUCACGCUUCAAACCAGGGCUUAAGCCAACAAGUGCACUGUUAUUACCUAUUGGUCGACGAAUAUUCACGACCAUUAUCGGUAUUAUCUGUAGUCGUUAUUAUUAUUCAACAACCACAAUUAAGACCACGAACAACAACAACAGAAACGGUUGAAGCAUACGAAUCACCAGCAGCAGCACAAGCAGCAGCAUCUUAUUUAUCACUGGCAUCUAAAACAUCAACCAAAACAACAUUUGUCGAUAACGACAAAGAAAACGAUAAUUACGAUAAUCCUUAUUAUAUUAUGGUUUGUAUUUCACAUCAAGCAUCACCAGAAUUGAAACAAAUUGAAUAAAUCAAGAAACAAAACAAAAAAUAGGAAAACCAAACGAUUAUUCAACGAAAACGAUAACGAAAUUUUUUUUAAUUUGAAAAAUUUGAAAAUUUGAAAACAAGAAAAAAAGAAACCCUUUUGUGAAUUUACUUUUAUUUAAAUGGACAUUUCUUUUGAUGAUUUUGUUUGUUCUUUUU